AUUUUUUUCUCUUCUCUGUCUUUGUUUCAGUCACAACACAUCCUAGCAAACCCGAGCCUAGCUUUAUAUCACGAUCAGAAACAUUAAAAUUUGUUGCUGGUGAUACAAUCAAAUUGCCUUGUGAUGUAGCCAAUGCGGAUAACUUUAUCGUAGCAUGGAAGCGCGGCAUUGCCAUAAUUUCAGCGGGCACGGUCAAAGUAACACCAGAUCCACGAAUUAGAUUAGCAAAUGGUUAUUCGCUCGAAAUACGCGAUGCCGUGCCACAAGAUGCUGGCGAUUACAUUUGCCAAAUUGCGACUCUUGAGCCGCGUGAAAUCACUCACACUGUGGAAAUAUUAGUGCCAGCAAGAAUUCAUCACAUAAGUUCUGGUGGUCAUCUGCAAGUUAAGAAAGGUGGCUCAGUUAGAAUUGAAUGUUCAGCUUCAGGAAAUCCAAGUCCCAAUGUGACAUGGACAAGGAAGAACAAUAUUUUGCCAAAUGGAGAUGAAAAGCUCAUGUCUCCAAUCUUGUCGAUAGAAAAUAUGGACCGACAUAAAGGCGGUGUGUACAUCUGUUCAGCUAACAAUGGAGUAGGAAAAGCAGCUUCAAGUCAAGUUGUUCUUCAUGUUCUUUAUCCUCCUGAAAUAACUGUUGAGUCGCCAGUUGUUUAUUCUGGCGAGGGACAAGAAGCUAUGCUUGUAUGUAUUGUUCAUGGUGAAUCACAACCUGAGGUUAUUUGGUUCAAAGAGACGAUGCAACUCGACACAACCGAAAGACAUAUUAUGGAAAAUCGUGGAUCACGUCACACAUUAAUCAUAAGGAAGGUUCACCCACAAGAUUUUGGUAAUUACAGUUGUAAUGCUGAAAAUCAAUUGGGAAAGAGUAAAAAAUAUUUAAUGCUGUCGGGUAAACCAAACACAGCAAUAUUUCGAUCUGCUCCAGUCAGCCAAUAUAAAGACAGAUAUAACAUUUCGUGGACAGUUGAUUCACACUCCCCUAUUGAGGAAUAUAAAUUAUUCUUUAGACGCUCAUCGGAAGAGCAUGAGCUUGAUAACAACAUAGAACAGCAAUCACAACCACUUCAACAUCAAACUCAUAGUCAUAGCAAUAGCUUGUAUCCGAAUAACUAUCGUAAUAACUAUGGCAAUCUUCACUGGUCACGUAAUGACUGGCGUGAUGUUGUGCUACCUGCAAUUCCGUUGUCACAUUUAUAUACACAAAGCAUGAGCUACAUGAUACGGGGACUUGAUCCAGAUCAACAAUAUGAAGCGAAAGUUCAGGCGAAAAAUCGUUAUGGUUGGAGCAACAUGUCAGAUAGAUUCACUUUUAGUACAUCAUCAAGUGAUUCCGAGAUGCGUGGAUUAAGUGUUACAUAUUACAGUCGCUCAUCUAAACUUGAGAUAACUCAAUACCUUUGUGUGGUGUCUCUGCUUGCUGCUUUCUUCACAUUCCACAACCACUCAUAAAACUCAAGAAAGUGGAUUUAGUUAAGUUAAGCACAGUGAUUGGGGGAAAAGUUUAUCUGCUAAGCUCUCAACAUAUUUUUUGAUACGUCUACGUAGAAUACAUGAUUUUAUUUUAUUUUCAAGUAAAGAAAAGGAAAAAGAAAUAUUUUAUAUUACUAUAAAUAUUAAUGUGUAACAAUGUUAGUAAGUAAUUAGAAGUUAAGCUCGUAAGUAUGAUUAGAUUUUUUAAUAACCCAUAUGAUGAUGAAAAUAAACAUUAUAUUUAGAAAAUUAUUAAAAGAAAAACUAUUAAAAAACUCCAAAAAAGAAUUAAAGACUUGUAAAUGAAAAACG
Molecule: messenger RNA, 1778 nt
Organism: Clunio marinus
Lineage: Eukaryota; Metazoa; Arthropoda; Insecta; Diptera; Chironomidae
Source: the annotation of a GenBank genome assembly